This is a messenger RNA of Peniophora sp. CBMAI 1063, 2757 nucleotides long. The record is from the annotation of a GenBank genome assembly. Lineage: Eukaryota; Fungi; Basidiomycota; Agaricomycetes; Russulales; Peniophoraceae.
AUGUCUGAACAACUGCCCCUACCACCAGGAUGGAUCGCCGAAUGGAACGCGGAGCACCAGCGAUGGGUCUUUAUCGAUCAAGCCACCGGUAGCGCCCAGUGGGAACCUCCAGCUCCUUCUGCUAUGGUCCCCGAGAUGGCAGACACUCCACAGCCCGCACAGGCACGUACGAAACGGAGACAAUACGCGCCAGUCGAACAAUCCCAACUAUACUACAACAGCACACCCGGUCCCACCGCACCGCAAUCGUAUGACCAGCCUACACCAUCGACAGUCGCACAGGGCUACUUCACGCCGGUCGAUGCGACCCAACAUGCAGGACAGCCGGGACCCUUGGACUAUGCGAGCACGCAAGUCUCAGGGUAUAAUCCGGUAUCUCCAGUAGGAGCUUACGGCGUAGAUCAGCUUGCCAACCACUUGGACCAAAUGGGCGUGCAGGGCGCCCGGCAACAAUCUCGAGCUGUAAAUCUGCUCACAGAACCACCUGGCCCGCACGAGCCACACCUUCCUCCUCCUGCGCCACAAUUUCCAGCAAGAGCGACCGCCUCGCAAAGCGGGAGGACGAACGCACCACAGACUUAUCAAAGAUGCACUGUGGGUGCCUUUCCUGCAAAUGGAGCAACCGCGAGCAAGGCCAAACUACCACUUGCGCUGGUCAUCAACCCGUACCGAAGUGUAGGGGAGGGAGAGGAGGACGUUCGUCUGGUUAACGAUGCCGUCAUUGCGCGCUGCCGACGUUGCCGGACGUACAUCAAUCCAUACGUACAAUUCGUGGACAACAACAAUCGUUGGAAAUGUUGUAUGUGCGGCAUGACAAACGAUGUGCCACAGGCGUUCGACUGGGAUGUCAUCAAUAAUUGCUCUGCUGACCGCUGGGCGCGUACGGAGCUCAACUAUGGCUUGGUCGACUUUGUAGCGCCGACUGAGUACAUGGUUCGGCCACCCCAGCCGCUCUACUACGUCUUUCUUCUGGAUGUCAGCCAUGCGGCCGUGAAUUCGGGCAUGCUGGCCACUGUCAGCCGCACACUGCUCGAUAAUCUGGACUCGUUACCAAACGAGGAUGACCGGACGAAGAUCGCGCUGAUCGGCUUUGACACCGCGUUGUACUUUUUCCAUGUCCAGCCUAACGCCACGGACGCGAACAUGUUUGUCGUAGCGGAUGUGGAUGAUGUCUUCCUCCCUCGGCCGCCUUUUGAUCUUCUCGUCAAUCUGAAAGAAGCCCGUGAAGCCCUGGAAGCCCUUCUCGAUAGCUUCCCGAAUAUCUUCAAGGACAGCACGUCACCUGGUAGUGCUCUCGGGUCUGCACUGGAGAUAGGGUUUCAAUUGAUGGCACCUGUCGGCGGCAAGCUCAUCGUGCUCUCGGCAAGCCUACCGACCGUUGGCGCUGGAGCUUUGAAGAAUCGCGAGGAGCCGAAGGUGCUUGGGACGCCCAAGGAAUCUGGCCUUUUGCAGCCCGCGUCUGCGUUCUACAAAACAUUCGCUAUCGAAUGCUCGCGCAUGCAAGUGUCCGUCGACAUGUUCCUGUUCGGACUGUCGUAUCAGGAUAUCGCUACGUUGACUUGUCUACCCCACUACACCUCCGGACAGGCGUUCUUCUACCCUGCUUUCAAUGCCGCGAGACCCGAAGAUAGCGAGAAGGUCUCUCGUGAGCUCGGCGUUGUGCUCGCAAUGCCGAUCAUGGUUGAGGCCGUUACUCGCGUGCGGGUCUCGGGUGGGCUACGCACAAAGGCGUUUCAUGGCAACUUCUUCGUCCGUAGCACGGAUCUACUCGCAAUGCCGACUGUCCCUCAGGACAACGGUUAUGUUGUCGAGCUUGCGAUCGAAGAUACCCUUCCAACCCCGCUCGUCGUAAUGCAAACUGCCAUCCUGCACACAACGGCCGCCGGCGAACGCCGUGUGCGCGUCAUCACGACCGCUGUCCCGACCACGCAAAACGUCAACGAUGUUUUCGCAUCCGUGGACUGCGGCGCGCUCGCAGCUACGCUGGCAGCGCGUGCGGCAGCAAAAACGCUCACGCACAAGCUGGAGGACGCGCGUGAGAUGCUUGUGGCAAAAGUAGCAGACAUCCUUAUCGCAUACAAGGGCUGCAUCGGGACGGGCGGCGUGAAUGCGGGCGGCCAGCUCUCACUCCCAGAGAACAUGCGUGCAUUCCCAUUGCUCAUACUUGGCCUUCUGAAGAACAUCGCGCUCCGACAAAGCGCUCAAAUCCCGCCAGACUUGCGUGCAUGGGCGCAAUACCUACUCACCGCACUCCCAUGCGAUGCCCUUCUGGGAUACCUACACCCCAACUUCUACUCGCUUCACAAUAUGCCGGACGAGUGUGGAGUGAGGGAUCAAGGCGGGAGAGUGACGAUGCCGCUGUUGAAUCCGUUAUCAUCUGAGCGAUUCGAGCGUCAUGGCCUGUUCCUGAUUGAGGAUGGGCAGACUAUGUUUCUAUGGGUUGGGCGCGACGCUGUGCCACGCUUGAUCGAGGAUGUAUUUGGGCUUCCCAAUUAUGAGGCCCUGCGUUCUGGGAAGAUCUCACUACCAGUGCUCGAGAACGAGUUCUCCGCUCGGGUGCGUGCGGUUGUGCAGGGUGCCCGCGAAGCACGCCGUGGUCCAUUCUGGCCCACGCUAUAUCUCGUGAAAGAAGAUGGGGAUGCAGCUCUGCGCGCUUGGUCCAUAUCGACCCUUAUCAUGGAUCGCGCGGAUGGGCAACCGAGCUAUCAGCAGUUUUUGAAUACACUCAGAGAGAAAGUACACGGGUCUGGGUACUGA